Molecule: messenger RNA, 1752 nt
Organism: Kogia breviceps (pygmy sperm whale)
Lineage: Eukaryota; Metazoa; Chordata; Mammalia; Artiodactyla; Physeteridae
Gene: CAPS
Product: calcyphosine
Cellular component (GO): vesicle
Molecular function (GO): calcium ion binding
Source: RefSeq, a predicted model, not a curated record
UGACCCAUCAUGGAUGCCGUGGACGCCACCAUGGAGAAGCUCCGGGCCCAGUGCCUGUCCCGAGGGGCCUCGGGCAUCCAGGGUCUGGCCAGGUUUUUCCGCCGCAUGGACCGGGACGGGAGCCGGUCCCUGGACGCAGGGGAGCUCCAGCAGAGCCUGGCCGAGUUGGGGCUGGUGCUGGACACGGCGGAGGCGCAGGGCGUGUGCAGGCGCUGGGACCGUGACGGCAGUGGGACGCUGGACCUGGAGGAGUUCCUGAGGGCGCUGCGGCCCCCCAUGUCCCAGGUCCGGGAGGCAGUCAUCACAGCCGCGUUCGCCAAGCUGGACCGCAGCGGGGACGGCGUGGUGACCGUGGAUGACCUCCGGAGGGUGUACAGCGGCCACGCUCACCCCAGGGUGCGGAGCGGGGAGUGGACGGAGGAGGAGGUGCUCCAGCGCUUCCUGGACAACUUUGACUCCUCCGAGAAGGACGGGCAGGUCACGCUGGCCGAGUUCCAGGACUACUACAGUGGCGUGAGCGCCUCUGUGGACACCGAUGAGGAGUUUGUGGCCAUGAUGACCAGCGCCUGGCGGCUGUGAGCGGUGCACACCCGCUCGGCUGGCACCAUGCAGCGUAGGGCCCCACCCAGCACCCCUGGGCCAGGGCCCCUCUCACCUGGGCUUUGAGCUGACCAGCCCCGGGGUGGGGGAUGGAGGGGACUGUGGAAAGAUUGAGGCCGCAGAACCGGCUGGACCAGGUCUCCAGGGACACGGCUUGGCCACCAGGUGUCAGUGGGACAAAGGUUCCAACGAUGGGUCACUGGUUCAGGAGCCCAGGGAGUUAAGACCCUCCGUGCCCACGCCACGCCGACCCCAAGUCUCCUCCUGGCUCUGCUCAAGUGAACCUUGCCAGCACCCUCACCCCUCCCCUCGUGACUCCCGCAGGAAGCCAGGCAGCGCCCGGGUCGGGGAGCAAACCGCUCUUCCGUGAAGCAAGGCUCUGCACGGAGCGGCCGCUCUCGGAAGUCAGCGAGCACGGUCACCUGCCCAGGUGUGGAGUGCGGGGCAGGCCAGGCUGCCGAGGAACCGUUCCUGGCCAGGUGGCCUGGCUUCCUGAGGCCCCUGGGGCACGCAGGAGGCCAGAGUUCUAGUUAAAAGUUUUAAUGUAGUUCCCAAAUACAUUUCAUAUGACAAUCUUACAUAAAUGUUCCAAAACACAUGGGCGUUAUCUGGUUUUACUUGUCACUAGUUGGCUAAGGCUUAAAGCAGAGAAGUGUGACCGGAUCUGCUGGGAGGGCCUUUGGUGUCGUCCCGUGGCUCAGGUGUGGACGCGGGUGCGGGCUGCACAGGCCACCCUGAGGUGUGGGCGGCACAGCUCAGAUGGGCCUCCCACUCACCCUGUGAGGGCCCUGUGCACAGAGGCCUCCUCUGCGGGCCCCGCCAGGCGGGAGGCACCCAGCUGGCUCUUGGCCACGCUACGGGGUGGGGCGGGCAGAGGGCGCCGCUCCUGUGUGCGCUGCUAGUAUGGGUUCUGCCCGCUGUCUGGAACCGGUCCGCUCGCUGCCCCCUCCUUGAAGGCCCUGCCAGGGUCCCCCUCUGCCUCUCACAGAGGCCCCCAGCCCUUGACCGUCUUGGGGCAGAGAUGUCCAGGGCUGGGCAAGGAAGGAACGGCCAACAGCAGGAAGCAGGUUUGCAUCUGGGUGCCUGAUGACGGGUGACCCAUGUUAUGGGGACAGACAGGAGGAUGGGCGGGGAGCCCUCCCACGCCCUCCC